This is a messenger RNA of Bathycoccus prasinos, 600 nucleotides long. RefSeq lists its product with no specific name. NCBI's taxonomy places the organism in Eukaryota, Viridiplantae, Chlorophyta, Mamiellophyceae, Mamiellales, Bathycoccaceae. The record is from RefSeq and is a predicted model, not a curated record. The transcript has a single exon. Bases 1 to 600 code for a protein of 199 amino acids.
AUGGAUGCCUUCGAGGCAAAAUCAUCGAAAAAUUUGAAGUGCGAACUCGUCUCGAACGUGGCGAACCGCUUCACGGUGAAAGGAACGAUAUUACUCGGCGCACACGUAAACGCGGACGACGUGUAUAACAUGCUGACGGAUUACGAGAACGCGAGCAGAGUGUUCCCGAGCACGAUUAAGAAAGUGGAAUACCUCGGGUUUGAGGAGGAGGAGUUGGAGGACGGCGAAGCGAGGAGACCCGGCGCGGUGAAACGCAUAAAACAGACGUGCAAUUGGAAGUUUUUCAUAUUCGGUGGGAAUUUUAACAUCGAGUUGGGCGUGGUUGAGAACGAUGCGAAGAGGCACAUGACGUGCACGUUGGAAGGCGCGGCCUCGCAGAGGAAGUUUGGGUUCUUGAGAGAGUUUGAAGGUUCGUGGGAAGUCGAGGAGAACGGAGAGGAAGGGACGAAGGUGACGCAUGUGUUGAGUGUUAAACCGAGUUUGACACCGCCGUAUGCGAGCGAUAUAUUCGUGAAACAGGUUGAAGGGAUAUUGGAGGACGUGGAAAGAGAAGUUGGGUCGUGGGAAAAUGGGUACGCCGUGCCUAUGCACCGAAGAUAA